AUGACUAUCCUUAAAUCCAUGUCUGCUCUCUCCUUCAACGCUUCUGCUAUUAGCAAUGGUUCAGUCUCAAGUGGAAGAAUGAACACAUUCGGUCAAUCAUCCAAUAUGACAUCGGGACUUGUUGCUCAACUUGGUCAGGAUGCUACUCCAUUGAUCAAUGGUCUGUUGGAUACUACCAAGGCCGCAGCCGGCACCACCAUCAACUUCGUUGACCACACAGUCAACGGUUUGCUUGGUAUCUAA
Messenger RNA from Acytostelium subglobosum LB1, 243 nucleotides. RefSeq lists its product as hypothetical. The transcript is spliced from 2 exons. The coding region runs from base 1 to 243 and encodes 80 amino acids. The record is from RefSeq and is a predicted model, not a curated record. Lineage: Eukaryota; Evosea; Eumycetozoa; Acytosteliales; Acytosteliaceae.